UGCCAACCCAUUCGUGUUAUGAUGGACUUGUAACAGAAAGCCCGAAUACCUAAGCCUCAUUUAAAACCCUAUUUCUCAUCAACGUUUCACAGCUCUACUUCCACUCAAAAACCCUAGCUAGGAAGGCGCCUCUGCAGAUCGCUCUCUGCUUUUGCUAGCGCAGCAACAAUGGUGCGAGUCAGUGUCUUGAAUGAUGCUCUGAAGAGCAUGUACAACGCAGAGAAACGUGGGAAGCGUCAGGUCAUGAUCAGGCCUUCCUCAAAGGUGAUCAUCAAGUUUCUUUUGGUGAUGCAGAAGCACGGAUAUAUUGGCGAGUUUGAGUUUGUAGAUGAUCACAGGGCAGGUAAAAUUGUGGUCGAAUUGAAUGGAAGGCUGAACAAAUGUGGUGUUAUCAGUCCACGUUUUGAUGUGGGUGUCAAGGAGAUUGAAACUUGGACUGCAAGGUUGCUCCCUUCAAGACAGUUUGGAUACAUUGUCUUGACAACUUCUGCUGGCAUUAUGGACCAUGAAGAGGCCAGAAGAAAGAAUGUUGGUGGUAAAGUGCUGGGUUUCUUUUACUAGGAUAACUUUAGUUGGAUUGAAAGUGAGUGAACUGUUCCGAUUAUAAGUUUUGGCUUGUACUCUGGAAUUUCUCUUACAAUACAAGUCGUUCUAGGCGUUGCUUUA
Molecule: messenger RNA, 666 nt
Organism: Populus trichocarpa (black cottonwood)
Lineage: Eukaryota; Viridiplantae; Streptophyta; Magnoliopsida; Malpighiales; Salicaceae
Product: 40S ribosomal protein S15a-1
Exons: 4
Coding region: 169-561 (130 amino acids)
Biological process (GO): translation
Cellular component (GO): cytosolic small ribosomal subunit; ribosome
Molecular function (GO): structural constituent of ribosome
Source: RefSeq, a predicted model, not a curated record